GUGUAGAUGUGGUCAAACGGGUAUCUAUGCCUCCUUUCUAUCUCUCGAGCGUCAAAGUUGGCCGCGGAGGAAGUGCGUGAGUCACCUUCCGGAACCCACGGGCGCUGCGACCUCGCCCUCUGAUAAAACUAUCUUUGUUGGCUUGACUUGACUUGAGUUGCGAGUACCUCGAGUCUGGAGUCAAGUUUGCUGCUAGUUGUAGUACCUACUCAUCCCAUUGUUCACUCGUUGUCCUUGGGAGCUAAUUUCUACUGGGACAGUGCCUCGAAGCUGCAUUUUGAACGUGACUUGUGGUGACUUACGACUUGGGUUCUUCCCAAGACAAGAUGACCUCAUCAGGUGACGUCAAUGGCCAGACUGCCAUCAAUAUGGGUCAUCUGUACCCUCACUGGCAGAUGAUCUUCAAUAAAUAUGAUGAGGAUGCUGAUGGACGACUGUCAUUGGCGGAAAUGAAACGAGUUGUCAAGAGUGAAUCAUUUGAACAGGACAUUCCAAAUCGAUGUAUUAAACGUAUUGUGGCUCAAGCAGAUGAGAAUAAAGAUGGAUAUAUUGAGUAUGAAGAGUUUCUGAAAAUGAUACAAGAACCAGAAGUACGAACCGUUUUUGGACAAGGCCUUCAAACAUUUGUUCGAAAGACGAUUGUUCCAAGGCGACCUCCACCUUCUGUCCAACGAGCCACAGACACUACUGAUUAUGCUGUGCAGCGUGCCAUGGAUAAUAUUGAUGCUGGUGAAUAUGAAGAUGAAUACACAUGCAAUCCUCCUGCAGUUUGCAUGAUCAUUGUGAGCAUAAUCGAGAUCAUUGCAUUUUUGUAUGAUGUUGUUGAGACUGGCAGAUCUACAGUCAGUGGGCCUGCAGCAAAACUUUUUAUUUAUAAUCCUCGUGAAAGAUCACAAGCUUGGCGUUACUUCACAUACAUGUUUGUACAUGUGGGUGUCUUUCAUUUAGCAGUCAACUUGAUGGUUCAAAUCAUGUUGGGAAUACCACUAGAAAUGGUUCAUCGAUGGUGGCGUGUUCUUCUUAUUUACUUGGCGGGAGUAGUCGCUGGGUCCUUGGGAACAUCAGUCUCUGACCCAAAUGUAUACCUUGCUGGAGCAUCUGGUGGAGUAUAUGCAAUCAUGACUGCACAUAUUGCUACUAUCAUCAUGAAUUUCCAGGAAAUGCAGUUUGCUGUUUACCAGUUGAUUGUCUUUCUUUUGCUAAUAGUGUCAGAUGUCGGAACAGCCAUAUACAACAGAUUGCAUGAGGUCGAUGAUAAGGUUGGAUAUGUUGCCCAUUUGGCUGGUGCUAUUGCUGGACUUCUUGUUGGAAUUCAGGUACUUCGUAACUUGGAAGUGCGAUCAUGGGAACGAGUUAUUUGGUGGGCUUCCAUCAUCUUAUACCUAGGGCUGAUGACUGCUGCCAUUGUAUGGAAUAUUGCAUUCCCUGAUUACUUUCCCGGUCCAUAUGAGUGCUAUGGAGUCGGUUGUUAGUUUUCCAAAUUCAGUAUCCACACAUCAAUUAAAGCACAAUGAAUCAAAGUAUUAUUUUAUGCAGGUAGUUAAGUUUUUAGGAGACAAUGCCAGUACUUUAUAGAAAACGUAAUGUUGCUACUGGUAUUGUUUGCUUUCAAUACCGUCCCCGUACAGAAUUUUUUCUGUUGCCUUGACAUAUUUUAUUAAAGAAGGAAGUAAGUAAGCACAUUAAAUAUUUCUAUACAGUAUUUUUUUUAUCGUAUUUUUGUUAUUAUUUUGAGAAAUAUUGUCAUAUAAUUUUAUUCCAUUGCACAACUAGAAGUUUUGAUAUACAUUUGAUGUUUGUUUUAAAACAUAUUUUGACGAAAAAUGGAGACUUUUACACUUUUGUGACUGACUUUUGUAAUGACUCAAAUCAUAGUGUACUGAUUAAAGUGUUCUUUAAUUUCUUGUUUGGCCUAAAACUCCAAAUUUUAUGAUGUGGUUGCCUAUGCUGUAUUUUUGUCAACCAGAACUGUCCCAAUAUAAAUUUAGAUUUUUGAAUGAAGUGCAUUGUUCCCUCCUCAACCCUCUGUAUCAUUUUGCUCUAGAAGUUCAGAAACUAUGAAUAAAUUUGGUGCCCCAUUGGGACAAUUUCUGUAUUCUUGGUACAAAUAUGUGAUAGUAGUUGAUGGUUUUGUAUCUAAUUUACGUUAUUCGGUCAUUGUUUCCCUAUAUUGAUAUGAGAUGCCUUACAUCUAGUCACAAAAAUAACUAACAUUGUAAAUAGACCAAAAAAAUCUGCUUACUGCACAAUAUUUGACUGUUCAAAAUGGAACAAUUACAGCCGUUGUUAUUCUCUGACUAACGAAUUCAUUACUCAGCCUAGGAUCAUGGAGCAAUUUGUUGUCCUGCAUAUUAUGGGCAUAGCAUACAUGCUCCAAGAAGUGUAAUAUAUACGGAUAUUCCUGCUCAUCACAUAUGUUAUUACUUUUGUACUCAUGACUAAUAGAAAAGUUGAUCUCCAA
This is a messenger RNA of Thrips palmi, 2461 nucleotides long. RefSeq names its product rhomboid-related protein 2-like. Gene Ontology annotation, molecular function: calcium ion binding; serine-type endopeptidase activity. Lineage: Eukaryota; Metazoa; Arthropoda; Insecta; Thysanoptera; Thripidae. The record is from RefSeq and is a predicted model, not a curated record. The transcript has 9 exons. Gene Ontology annotation, cellular component: membrane. Bases 327 to 1472 code for a protein of 381 amino acids.